Microthlaspi erraticum is the source of this 687-nucleotide messenger RNA. The record is from the annotation of a GenBank genome assembly. NCBI's taxonomy places the organism in Eukaryota, Viridiplantae, Streptophyta, Magnoliopsida, Brassicales, Brassicaceae.
AUGCAGAGCAUUGAUGAGAUGAGCCAGAAUCUUCAGAGCACUCUCUGUGAACUAGAGACACUGAAAAUGGAAGCCAGCGAGAAAUCAAGAACACACAGAGAAGAAGUCAACCACCUUCUCAAUCUCCUCAAGUUCACUCAGCAAGAACGAGACGAAGCUAAACAACAAUUAUCUCAAUUUCUCAUCCAAACCCAAAUCCCAAAUUCAAGAAGCAUCAAUGAAUCAAACAGCCUCUCUCAUGAUGGAUCUUCUUCUCCUUCUUCUUCAGAGCUCUCCAGCUUCCUCUAUAUUCAUCCUUCUCAGCCGUCGAUGAUCAUCGAAGAUCCAACGGCUAACAAUCACCAGCUCGAUCCUCUUGACUUUCUCGUGAUGGGGAAAGCUUUUCCGGAGACGGGAAAGCUUUUGCAAGCGGUGGUGGAGGCUGGGCCGCUGCUUCAAACGCUUCUCGUGGCGGGACCGCUUCCAAAUUGGGUAAACCCACCGCCUCAAACGCAAUCGCAGCGUUUUGAUUUACCUCCUCCCACUCCUAUCGCGUUUAGAGGAUCUCACGCUGAUGUCAGUAGUAGCGGCGCGUCGGGGCGAUGUGAUUCUGGGACGUGUUCUGGUUCGGUUAAGAGAUUUGGGUUUGGUUCGAGUUCGGUUAUCGAUCAAACGAUGUUAACUGGAAAAAGGCAGAGAUUAGAGUAG